UAGUCUUAACGCAACUUUUCAAAACUGAGAAAUCCGGAAACAUGAAGCUAGGUACUAUCAGGCGUAAACAUAUCUCAUUUUCAAUGGCUGUUACUUUUUCCUUUCUUGCUGCUAUUUUCAAUAUUAUUGGAUUUGUUUCACCUUUCUGGAUUGUUUCGAAAUCAGAGUCAAAUCUUGGUUUUCAAAGACUUGGAUUAUGGGAAGUUUGCUUUGACGAGUUUAUCUUCCCAGAAGACUAUGUAUCCAAAGCUUAUCAAGGAUGUUGGUAUAUAUAUUAUCCAGAAUACAAGUAUAUCAGAUUCUGGUUAAAUCCACGGAACUGAGCGUCACUUUGCUUUUGUUGUCUGAAGAGUUAAAUGAUACUCGUAAUUAAGAGUACAAGCAGUUGUUGGUACGCAUUUUUCACGUAAGUGAUCUUCAUUCUAACACAUCUAAUCUUUGGGGCCAAAACGUAAGUCAUUUUAUUUUGGAAUUGGGUUCUAUGCAAUUUGUAACUAGCCUCUUGUAAAAAUAAUUUAUAAGCAUUUUUUGUAUGCUAAGCAGUGUUGAAUUGAAUAUUAUUCUAAAGUAAAGUUAUAAAAUAAUACCUGUAAUCGCAAUUGAUUAAUCACUGGGUGGUGAUCAAUGUCAUGUGUGUCAAGUCCUUAUUAGUGCAGAUCUAAUGCUAUCCACCAUGUUGCAAUGUGGCCACCAGUCUACUUGGUUAUCUAACUGUUUUACAUAAUUCCUUGCAAAAGACCUUAGAUCCAGCUUAAAAAGUUAUGCAAUAAAUUAUUUAACCGACUUCAUUCAACUCUUACAUUUUAUUUUAUUUUAGCAUGGUUCUAUCUUGUUCAGAUAUUAUCAAUCAUAAGUCUGAUAUGUAAUUUAGCUGGACUAUUAAUGAUAAUUCUUGUCCUAUGCGAAGUUUACGGAACUAAAGAAAGAAAACCACAUUUUGUUGUGAUGGGAUUACAAUCUGUUGCUCUUGCUUGUUUCGUUGUGGUUAUAAUACUCAUGGGAGUUAUGAGUAAAGAUCGCGAAUGGCUACCAAGACCUGAUUUAAAUAUGUUAUCGUGGAGUUAUGCAUUCGCAGUAUUAUCUGGAUUCUUCACAAUAUUUUGUCUUUUUGGAUUAGUGACACAUUAUUUGUCAGUAGAAAGUAAACGUUACAUGCAAGAUCCAUUAUUAAGACAAAAAUUCCUAGGAACUAAUCCAUAUUAUACAUCACAAAAGAAUAUUUCAUAUUAUGAUGGUAAAGCAUCAGCUACUGAGUCAAAAAUUGGAGGUUCCGGAACAGUCCCUUCACUUUUUGCAACAGUACCUUCUACUUUUGUUAGCUACCAACCUGGAUCACAAAUUGGUCCCACUAGUACAUUGAUGGCACCUGGAAAGUCAAGUAUUUUAAGUCGUGGUACAAUCGCUCCAGGUGCUGUAGGAGGUACUGUAGCUGGAACAUCAGGAGCUACAGUAUCGGCUAAACUUAGGGAAUCACUAGAGGCUCAACGAAUUGCUGUUUUAGAAGCAAAUUUACGGGCUGCAGAAAGUGAAUUAUUUCAAAAUGUAGAGAAUACUCAUGGUCCUACUUCAACACAGUCAUUGUAUAGUCCAAAUAUAAGAUCAGAAUCAAGAUAUGAAGGCACAAUGACAAGGCAAGCAGAACGUUUAGGUUCUACCACACAUUUGCAAUCAAAUGUUGCUAUGGAUUCGGCUGUAUAGUUAAAUAUUCAUUUUAUUAAAAUGUUAGAUUCAUUUUUUAACUUUAUUCGCAGUUGUAUGUAAUUCUAAAGUAAAUUUAUUUUAUCAUGA
Molecule: messenger RNA, 1788 nt
Organism: Schistosoma spindalis
Lineage: Eukaryota; Metazoa; Platyhelminthes; Trematoda; Strigeidida; Schistosomatidae
Source: the annotation of a GenBank genome assembly